CGUCCAUUGGAAGCUAAGCUCAUCUUGCUAUAAAAUGCCCUUAAACCCUUCCCUCUCUUUCGCAGCAUUUCAAAAAUCCUUUUUUUUAGAGCGAGAGAGAGAGAGAAGAGAGAGGAGAUGGUGGAGGCAAGAGAAGACGAGGGAUGGGAGACGCCAAAGAAAAUGAGUUGUAGGAUUCCGUCGGAGAUUCCAUGCCCACCGCCCCCGAGGAAGAGGUCGUCACCAGCGACGGGGAAGGGGCGAGAUCCUCCCAAAGGAGGAUACUUCCAACCGCCGGAUCUGGAGGCUCUGUUCGCCUUGACGCCGAGAAGUGAAGCUUGUGCUUGAUUUGCUGUUUCUGGAUGAGUGUACAUAUAAUUUUGUUUGAAGUUUUUUUGUGCUUCUCUGUUCUUUAGGCGUGUGAUAUAUAAUGGAAUGAUUUUCCGAGUUUGUUAUGUUACGUGUGAAAUGGCUAAUGGUGUAUAAUAUUUGAUCAUUUAUUUCCGUAAUUACUGU
Messenger RNA from Dendrobium catenatum, 495 nucleotides. RefSeq names its product cyclin-dependent protein kinase inhibitor SMR4. The transcript has a single exon. Bases 118 to 327 code for a protein of 69 amino acids. The record is from RefSeq and is a predicted model, not a curated record. NCBI's taxonomy places the organism in Eukaryota, Viridiplantae, Streptophyta, Magnoliopsida, Asparagales, Orchidaceae. Gene Ontology annotation, biological process: regulation of DNA endoreduplication.